AUGAAGAGCCUCAACAUUCUCCACAUUAUAAUUAUUGGCGCCACCGGAACUGGUACAAUUCCGGCGAAUUUCUCCACUCUCAAUGUUUCUUUACGGAGUAGCGGAUCCACACUCGCAGCUCCACCUUCCUUUCACGGUGCUCUGGGUUUAGCUCAUCAUCCUCGCUACGAAGAGAGCUUUGGACACACUACUGCUUUGUUCGGGUUUCAUCAACACCAGCAACAGCAGCAGCAUCAUCUAUUGACUGCAGAUCAAAUGGAGGAAGCGCUUCCUGGUGGUGGAAAUGGAAGAGAUAGUGGGGGUGGAGAUACGAGCGAAAGCUAUAUAAGAAAACGCUUCAGAGAAGAUUUGUUCAAAGAACAUGAUCAACCACGUAGCGAAAGUGGUGGAGGCGAUGAAGGAGGAGGAUCUAAAUUAUCCAAAACCGAAGCAGCAUCUUCGGGUGUACUAAGGCCCUCCAAUACGCUCCCUACCGCCAUGUGGGCUGUGGCACCCGCGCCAACUAGCGGAGCAGCCGGAAGCACAUUCUGGAUGCUACCUGUUACCGCUGGUGCUGGUGGUGGUCCACCUUCAACCACCGCAGGGCCUUUGGAACAACAGCGACAGCCGCAGAUUUGGCCUUUUGGCACGACUGUGCCGGGAGGUGGUGGAAACACAUUGCAAGCGCCAUUACAUUUUAUGCCAAGAUUUAACAUUCCAGGAGGCAUUGAUUUUCAGGCUGGGCAAACAAGUCCACUACAGCUUGGUUCCAUGUUAAUGCAGCAGCAGCAGCCAUCGCAGCAUCUGGGGUUGGGAAUGUCUGAGUCCAACAUGGGAAUGUUGGCAGCUCUGAAUGCUUACUCCAGAGGUGGCUUGAAUAUGAAUUCUGAACAAGAUAACCCAUUGGAGAAACACCAACAACAUCACCAUCAGCAGCAACACCAACAACAGCAGCCUCAUAAUACUGACAGUGGAGAUGAAGAUCCCAAUAGUUCUCAAUGAGUCACACAAGAUGGUGAUGAUGAUGAUGGUUGUUCUUAAUUUGGGUAAAAAUAAUAUUCCUUUUGAGCUACCUCCAUUUUUUCCCCCUAUUUUUGGGUUUUCUUAAAAAAAUUAGAAUGAGCAAAUAGAGAUUUGUUGGGUUUGUUUUUUGCAGUUUGGAAGUUGAGUUUGUGAGAAUGAGCAUUUCAGUGCUUCAAUAUGGGAUUUUUUCCUCAGGAUGUUGUGUUGUGGAAGAGUUUGAGAUGUAAUUUGUUAGUUGAUUUGGUCCAAAGGGACCGAAAUAGAGGAGAGUGUUUGUAUACAAAGAUAUUUGUUUGUGUUUAGUAUUUAACUAUAUAUCCUUAUUUGCUUUAAUUACUCUGUGGUCGAUAGAUUUUAA
Messenger RNA from Tripterygium wilfordii, 1360 nucleotides. Its product is annotated as transcription factor TCP8-like. NCBI's taxonomy places the organism in Eukaryota, Viridiplantae, Streptophyta, Magnoliopsida, Celastrales, Celastraceae. The coding region runs from base 1 to 981 and encodes 326 amino acids. The record is from RefSeq and is a predicted model, not a curated record. The transcript is spliced from 2 exons.